AUGGUUCGUGAAGUUAGUAUACUAUCAAGUCCAAGUUAUUCCAUUGAUCAUAUAGCAACAAAACAUGCUGCUAAUGAUGGUAUACGAUUUGAAGAAUUACCAAUGAAAGAUGAUCUAACAUUUAAACAUCGUUCAAGUAUAACAGAUGAUGAAUCUGGUUUUUCUGAAGCUGAAACAACAUCAACACGAUCAUCACCUAUUCCAUCAUUAAAUAGAGAAGAUUUUGAAUUAGCAUCAAACUUAUCAGAUGAAAGUAAAAAAGAAUUUUGUUCGGAUAUGGGUCUUAUAUUUCAUGCUGAAUUUCAAUUAACAUUCGGACGUUAUUUUUUGCCUAAUCAAUGGGCAUUAAUGCCAUUAGGUACAAAUGGUACUUGUCGAUUACCAUCGAAUGCAUUAUGUGAUGUUGAAAUAGCUAAAGUGCGUUUUGAAUGUGAUUCAUGUGCACAUUGUUGGACAUCAAUGCGUGGACAAAUAUCAUUUUUCUAUGAUUGUGAAUCAUAUAUACUUUAUUUUAAAUUAUUUACACAAGCCUGUGACCAUUGUGGUGAUGUAUGUACACCAUUAUGGUAUCCUGAAGAAGUAUGCCGUGUUAUGCGAAAUGUUUUUGUUAUUGUUAAUAAAUAUAUGUAUCCAAAUUUACAAACAUCAAUUCAAACAAAUCAUCAUCGUCGUUUUGGAAAUCCAAAAGGACAACAUCAUGGAUGUGAAUCAUGUCAAGAUGGUGUGUGUGUUUCUGUAGCUGCACGACAACUUGGAUGUAAACUUCGUGCUGAUGUUAAUGGUACAAAUCCAGAUGGUGCUCCAUAUGAUCAAUGUUGUACAAAUGAAGAAAUUCGUGCAUUGAUUAUUAAACAUAAGAAAUUAAACAAAUGA
This is a messenger RNA of Rotaria sordida, 873 nucleotides long. The record is from the annotation of a GenBank genome assembly. NCBI's taxonomy places the organism in Eukaryota, Metazoa, Rotifera, Eurotatoria, Philodinida, Philodinidae.